AUGUCUCCGCAGCGAUCGACGCAUCUGCUGCUCCUCAGCUGGCCCCGAUGGUUCGACUGGAUAUUCCGCUUCAUCCGACCUCUCCUUUCGGAGUCCACCAAGAGCAAGAUGACCUCUUGCACGGCGAACAGCGUGUACGAGACGCUUCUGUCGAAGAUCGAUAACGACCAGAUACCCAAGGAGUACGGAGGGGCGUCCGAGUACGCGCUUGGGGAACACCCUUACGAGGUGGACAUGAGGAACGGUGCCCUGAAAGUUCUCGAGGAGAAGGGAAUUGAUAUGGAGCCUGUGCUGUAG
Molecule: messenger RNA, 297 nt
Organism: Ectocarpus siliculosus
Lineage: Eukaryota; Phaeophyceae; Ectocarpales; Ectocarpaceae
Source: the annotation of a GenBank genome assembly